ACGCGCGCGGGGGGCGGGGCGUCACACAGGAAGACGCGGCUUCUCUUCAGUCUCCUCCUCGCCUCGCGUCGCGUCGCGUCCGUGUUCAGAGAUGCAGCGACUUCGGCUCUGGCGCGCGCUGCCGCUCCUCUUCCUGCCGUUUCUGGGAAGCGCCGUUGAUUUCAAGACGCGGACGGGACCGCGCGUGACGGACAAGGUGUUUUUUGACAUCACCGUCGGAGGACACGAGGUGGGCCGGGUCGUGAUCGGUCUGUUUGGAGAGGUCACUCCGCUGAGCGCGCAGAACUUCGUGGCUCUGGCCACAGGAGAGAAGGGCUACGGGUACAAAGGCAGCAAGUUCCAUCGAGUCAUCAAGGACUUCAUGAUCCAGGGAGGAGACUUCACGGCCGGGGACGGGACCGGAGGUAAAAGCAUCUACGGAAGCACGUUUGCAGACGAGAACUUCAGGCUGAAGCAUCUGGGAGCAGGCUGGGUCAGUAUGGCCAACGCCGGACCGGACACCAACGGGUCGCAGUUCUUCAUCACGCUAGCCAGAGCGCCGUGGCUGGACGGGAAACACGUGGUGUUCGGAAAAGUCUUGGAGGGGAUGUCUGUGGUUCACACCGUGGAGCUCCAGGACACGAACGAGAGGAACCUGCCCUACACCGAGUGUGUGAUCGUGAACAGCGGCCAGAUCCAGCUCAAAGAGCCCUUCGUGGUGGAGGUGGAGGGAUGGUGAACCUCUUCGUCUCGUUCUUCUCUUACUAUGCAGACACCACUCUAUCUGUCCACUCUGAAACAAAGUCACCCGGCAACAUUUCAUAAUCUCCUCCAGUCAUCUUAAUAUUACAGUAUAGCUACUUUAGAAGUUUAUUACAACUAAGAACAAGACAGAUCUACGAUUAAGAUUAAAUAUAUAACGUUCACAGCCAUUAACUGAACAUUCGUGUAAGACGUGACGAGAUCUAACCAGACCUUACAGGAAGAUAAAUGGGAUGGCGAUCGUUUUGUUUUCAUCAGAGUGGGUUCUGAAAAUCAUAUUCCGCUGAUUUAGACUCGUUUCAUGGAGAACUAGAUAUGAAUAUUCACUGCGCCUCACCACGAUAAACCAACAACUUGAGAAAACACUCAAAUAAAGAUGAUUUAAGAUGAUUGACUCCUGUCUGGAGCGGGCUUCAUCAACUCAGUGUAAGGAAAAGCUCAACAUCAGCAUCUUUUCCAGCAUGGCUCACAGAUGUGUGUGUUUUAACACUAAUCUCUCACACACACACACACACACACACACACACACACACACACACACACACACACACCUCUCUGUCCUCUGAGUGCCAGAAGACACACACACUUCGACACUAUUUUAAUUGUGAUGUAGAAACACGAGUAAUCUAUUAGAACAAUCUGUCUUUUGUUUUAAAAGAAACUAUGUAAAUAUUAAUUCAUAUUUAUAAACUAAUUCAAUCAUUUCACAGCAUUUAAUGAUCAGUUAUACAGUCAAACCACAGCUAUUCAGAGAGCACACAUAGUUUAGUUCAUUAACUUCUGAACUCUUACCGUGGGCUAGCGGUGAAAUAAAACACUGCUUUUUCUUUACUUCUAAUAUUUGAUUUGAUUCAACUAUUCAACACAAGUCAUUACUUCUCUUUCUAUCAAAGUUUGAUAUUGUCUAGAUGAACUUGUUCUCUUUUAUAUAAACUAAUAACUGGCAUGUAAGGUCUUCAUCUCAGUUCUAGCUUCACCGUCUGCUCUGUGAUCUGUAAAAUCAGCAUGAUUAUUAGAUCUCUGUAUCGUGAUGUACUUCAGAUAUUCAACACAUUUCAUUCUUAAUAGAAGUAGAAGCAUGAAUUAGACGUAGAGUCGGGUUUGAUGAUCAAUAAUGCUGCGGUCUGAAAAUAAAAUACUUCCUUCUGAA
Molecule: messenger RNA, 1891 nt
Organism: Puntigrus tetrazona (Sumatra barb)
Lineage: Eukaryota; Metazoa; Chordata; Actinopteri; Cypriniformes; Cyprinidae
Gene: ppic
Product: peptidyl-prolyl cis-trans isomerase C
Exons: 5
Coding region: 92-718 (208 amino acids)
Biological process (GO): protein peptidyl-prolyl isomerization; protein folding
Cellular component (GO): intracellular membrane-bounded organelle
Molecular function (GO): peptidyl-prolyl cis-trans isomerase activity
Source: RefSeq, a predicted model, not a curated record